UCGAAGGGAAGACAAGCAUUCUCGCCGACAUAUUGCCAAGGCAGCAAACCCUAGCUCGCUUUGGGAAGCCCGAAGAAGCCCGCAUUGGGAGGAAAGCUGGGGCUGACAUGGCUGACCAUGAGACUCGGGCAGACGCCUUGAAGGCGCUGGAAGUUUCGAUGACAGGAAAGUUUGCCAGCACCCCUGAGCUUCAGAAACUUCAGCGAGACAGCAACGAUGCCAACCUGGGUGUGAUCCGCGCGGCGGUGUCCAGGUCCUACACCGUGGAAUGGCGGCCGCUGCACCAGUCUGACGCGCCUGUGGCAAGCAUCCGAGAUCUGGAGGCGGCGCGCCGGGGGAAUCUGCUGCCCUUUCGGGCCAUGGGCUGCCCCAGCAGCCCCCUUUGCAGCAACUGCCAGUGGCCUGAGCGCCGAUCCUGGCUCUUGUGCUUGCUGAAGAGGCUGAAGAUGCCCACCCGGGUGGUGAAGCAGGUGCUGCAGCUGGCGCGGCCCCACCGCCGUGCCAAGGCCAUGGACUUCCCCCCGCGCACGGAGCUGCGGAUCCGGUGGCGGGACCCCUGGGAGGAGAACAUUACUGCAGAAGAGCAGGCCCAAGAGGGCAGCCAUGGACGAGCAGGAACAGUGACCUGCGAGUACUACGAUCCAGCGAGCUUGGCCAUGGAAUUCCACGCCAUGACGAUGUACCCGGUGGACGACUUCAAGAUGCUGCGCGGGGGCUUGCUCCACCUGGUGGGCGAGUACCAGCUCUUCUGGAGUGCCGUCCUGAACUUUGCGGACUCCCAAUCCUGUGCGCCUCUGGAGGGGCUCUACAAGUGGGGUGAGACCGUGCCACGACUGGAGUACCAGAGGAUGUGUCGCUGCUUGCAAUCUGGCUCGUCAAAGAUGCAGUCUCGUUCAAGAUUUGCCUUGCUCAUGUGCAGGGAGCUGUGCUCCGAGAGCACGGAGCUCCACACGCUGCCGGCCUGCGCCUACACGGACCUGGAGGACGCCUCCGUGGCGGAGCCCAUGCCGCGCUGGUGGCAGGACGCUACUUUGGAGUGGGACCGCGUGCUGCGGCGCAUGUUUGAAGGCAACGGCGAGCCCCGUGCGAUCGGUUGCUACUACUACUGCUUCGGGGGCUGUGCCGCGCCGGAUGGGCGCGACGGCUCGGAGGGGCAGUGCCCCUACUGGCACGACGCCUUGUGGGGCGCGCAUGCGCAUCAGUGCAUCUCCUGUCCCAGGGCCUGCGGCUUCUGCGGGGACUUCGCAGAUGAGCUGCGCUGCGGAGCCUGCAAGAUGCGGUUCUACUGCAGUGAUGUGUGUCAGAGGGAGGAGUGGAAGUACCACAAGGCCGAGUGCCGCAGGGUGCGAUGAGGUAUGCAAGCGUGGCCAUUCUGGAGGCGCAUUAGACACAUUUAGACUCGUUAGCUGGACCGGCCCCGUGUCCGGAGCAGCGCAAAAAAGACUUUGUGGGCCAGCUGGGGGCUGCAAAGACAAUAAGGGGUUGUGCUGUCCCUUGCCAUAUGUUCGACCA
This is a messenger RNA of Effrenium voratum, 1512 nucleotides long. The record is from the annotation of a GenBank genome assembly. NCBI's taxonomy places the organism in Eukaryota, Dinophyceae, Suessiales, Symbiodiniaceae.